UAAUAAACUCUCUCUGGAAUCAACAAGCAGGUGAAACAACCAAUGCAGAUCUAGAGAGAUGAGGCUCGUGAAAAGGUUUGAAAGGCCUGCAUUAUGGCGUGUGCACGGCAAUCUGCUAUUGAGUUCCUCAAAAACGCCAGGAGAAACCUGGUGACUGAUAUGAAGAACCUUCCUCUGAUCAUUGAGAAUCUUUAUCAGCGGAAGGUUUUCAAUGACCAUGAGGUCGAUGAUCUCAAAGCCGAGAGGACAGAGUUUGAUAAAGCCAGAUGUAUAUUGGAUUGGGUCAUUAACAAAGGGGAAGAGGCCAGUUAUGAAUUACUCAAGAUUUUGGAUGUCACUAAGAAGAGGACAUUGCAUCCUGAUUUACACACCUGGAUCAGCUGUUUUCCCUUCAGAUGGGAAGAGGAAGGGGUCAGCUAUUCAUUUGGUACAAAGCCCUGUCAAAACUACCAGUCAGCGCUCAAGAAGAAAGCAAAAAGGAUCCUGAAGGAGCAAAGGGAAGGUUGCUGUAAAUAUCGGGAUGACAAGGCACAAGGAAAUUUCCAUUUUAUACCUGUUGUUUUAGAGACAGACUCUGUGUUGAAAACUCCUCAAUGUAAAAUAAAAUGGAAAAACAAAAAAUGCAAAAAGCUGCGGCCCAAAAAGCUGAGAGCUUACAUUCCUACUGAGCAACAAGCACUUUCACCUGUGGAUCUGCUGAGAUGCCAAGAUAAGAGCAUCCUCCUCAUAGGCAAACCUGGAAUAGGAAAGACUACAGUCGUCCAGGAAAUGUUGCGUCUGUGGGCAGAGAAAGAGGACCAAGAGCUGGACUACAUGUUUUACUUUGAUGAAGGUGUUUUGGCUCACAGUUCUAGCAAUGACGAUUUGGAAUCUAUUUUGUUUAAAGUGUAUUUGAAACCAAUGGAUAAAGACAGAACAGACGUGUUUCAAGAAAUUGAGGAAAACUCUGAGAAUGUUGUCAUUAUAUUUGAUGGCGUAGUCGAUUUAAAAGAAAAUUCUACCUUAUGGAAGAUCAUGAACCACGAGCUCCUGCCUGAUGCCAAGAUUAUAAUUACAUGCAGAUCAGAGGUGGAAUAUGAUCCACUUUUCUCCAAAUGGCCGACACUGAAAGUGUAUGUCGAAGGAUUCAGUGAAGAGUCUAUCAACGCUUACUAUCAGAAGAUGUUGGGUCACGAUCCUGAUCUUCUAGAUGUUGUUUUGAAGAAUCAAGAGCUGUUCAGUCUCAGCCAUGUGCCAAUGUAUGCAUUCAUGAUUGUAGACUUGAUUCAAUUUAAAAACCACAACGUUUUUAACCAUCCAAACACAGUCACAGAAAUGUACAUCCAUAUUUUCCGUGUUGCUGUGAAUAAAAAAAUUGAGCAAAUAGAUAAAUACUUGAAAGACAACAAAGAUCAAGUUUAUUUUUUGAUGGGAAAGGCAUUUAAUGCAACUAUGCAGAAAACCCUGAACCUUAGCUGUGAUGAGACCAACAUUUCUCGUGCUUUUCUGAAGAUGAUCACAACAAGAGACUCGCUUACAUCAGCAACAACGUACUGUGCGUUUCUCCACAACACAAUGCAGGAAUUCUUCUCAGCUUUGUGGCUUCUUGGACAUCCAGGUGAAAUUGAGAAAGUCCUACAACUCUGUCAGACUGAGGAGAAUAAACACAUGAAACAUGUUCUUCCCUUCCUAUGUGGACUUCUGGGAGAACACAACAUUAAACUCAUCAAGUGUCUCUUCCCAGAAGAUCAGAUAAAGAAAACAUCUGACUGGUUCAUUGAGAAGUUUUUGGAAACUUUCCUCCAACCUCAGAGUGAAAGUGAAGAGUUUGAUCUUCUCUAUGUGUGUCAGUGCUUGUAUGAGCUCCAGUCUCCUAAAGCGUGCUUAAUGUUCCUGGAGAAGAUGGACCAUCAGCUCGAGCCUGAAGAGGAUCUUGACCCUCAUCAGUGUUGUGCUUUGGCUUACGUGAUCACUCAGUCCAGAGAUAAAGAGGUUUAUCUGAAUCUGGAGGACUGUAACAUGACUGAUGCAGGAAUGAACAUGAUGCUCAGCUGCUCACCCAAGAUCAGAUUAAAGGUUUGGAAAGAACCACUGAAGCAAAUAACAUUCUUUCGAGAAUUCUUCCAUAAAGGAUCGCAGUGCAGAUGCUCCUUUUUUGCCGUGAGACACAAUAACAACCCAGAACUGUGUGAUUUCCUGCUGGAUCUUUGCUCACAUGUGAAGAACUAUGAGACUCAAACAGGCAGGAGUUUCCUUCCAGCAUUACAGUCAGUUUUCCAGUCUCCUGAUGUCUGGAUCAUAGAUCUCUCACAGAGAAAGACCUCCGUCCUCCUGGAAGUGCUGAAACUCCAGACAGAGAAGAAACCAGUAAAGCUGAGCGGAUGUUCAGAGGAAGAGAGUGAAAUGAAGAGUUUCCUUCAGUGUCUGUCCUACAUCUCACAGCUGAGCUGUUCUGAGCAGUGUUUGUUAGCUUUAGUUGAAGUGGUUGAGCUCAGAGAGAAUCCAGAGCUGGUGACUUCACUGUUGGAGCUUCUCGGCUCCUCCGUCAGUCUGGAAGGAAGUUUACCCAGUAAAUCCUGCAGGUCUGUGGGACGAGUCUUACGCUUCUCUUCUGACAGACUCAACCUCUCUCUAAAACCUAAAGCCAUCUCUAUAAGAGGAACCAGGCUUCUCUUCAGACACAUCACACACAUACACACACUCAGGCUGAGUGUUUAUAUGGUGCUGAGAAUAGUGCAGGUGUUGAGGUCAAUGAGGGUUCAAACUCCCGUCACUGUUAAUGAACUCACACUUGAUCUGAAUGGUGAACGGCUGUCAGAGAGGAAGUGGUCGAGAGUCCUGAGCAGUUUGGCCAUCUUUCUGAGACUCUGGACUGUCCAGUGUUUGAACCUGACUGAACACAAGAUGGCGUCUGUUUCUCUAUGUGUCCUACUGUGUCACCAGGCCCCAGUGAUUCUCAGAGCAUCUAAAGAGAGUCUCCAGAAGCUGGUUGAAUGUGUCUAUGAAGCUCAGGAAGAGGAACUGACUCAGCACUUCCUGCAGAAAGUGGGCGGAGAUCUGACUUCCUGUUCCUUGAGCUGGGAAGAGCUUCACUAUUUCCUGCAGCACAGAAUUCAACAAAUCACUGUGAACUUCAGAAAGAGCGACAUUCAGUGCAACAUCACUGCCAUUUCUGAACAGGAUUCAGUUUAAACGGAUGAGCUCUGUCUUCAUGCUGUCUGUAAUCACAGAGAUCUAUGAGAGCGGCUCUGUUGGGUGUGUGUUCAGUCUGUUGAGUUCAGUGCAGAACUACAUCAGCCUGCAGAGCAGAGAUCUGGACU
Molecule: messenger RNA, 3299 nt
Organism: Rhinichthys klamathensis goyatoka
Lineage: Eukaryota; Metazoa; Chordata; Actinopteri; Cypriniformes; Leuciscidae
Product: nucleotide-binding oligomerization domain-containing protein 2-like
Exons: 8
Coding region: 94-3171 (1025 amino acids)
Biological process (GO): regulation of apoptotic process
Source: RefSeq, a predicted model, not a curated record